Daldinia caldariorum is the source of this 507-nucleotide messenger RNA. RefSeq lists its product as uncharacterized. Gene Ontology annotation, molecular function: protein binding. The transcript is spliced from 3 exons. The record is from RefSeq and is a predicted model, not a curated record. Bases 1 to 507 code for a protein of 168 amino acids. Lineage: Eukaryota; Fungi; Ascomycota; Sordariomycetes; Xylariales; Hypoxylaceae.
AUGAAUGACUCGGGACACAAGCUCAAAGAUCUUGGGACCGGCUGCGCUUCGGAUUGGAAGAUCUUGCUGAUAUCAGAUCUCGCUUGGAUUGAAAAGAAGCUGAAUAAAUUCAUCUGCGAAGUACGCGCCGGGUACCGAGAAGGAUAUGUUGUUACUACCCCGGACGUCGUCGAGACGAUAGACUCGCCCGAUGUAUGGGCCCAACUACGCCGUGAACUAGAAGACAUCGACAUCUCGCCGACCAUCACGGAAGAACAUCACGACUGUAUAUCAAAUUGGAUGAACUGGUCAGCACUUAGUAUGUGUCCAUAUGGAGGACAUCUUGCCAUAGCCCGGCUCCUCCUCGAGCAUAGUGCUGACUUGUAUAAUGUCGAUGUCGACGGUGACACACCCAUGCAGAUAGCUACAACACGCGGCCACUCGGAAGUGGUCAUUUUGUUUGAUGAAGCACAGGCCGAGAGAGAUCGCCUUGCACGGGAGCUUGAUGAUGAACCAACAGCAAAAUGA